ACUCUCCGCUCGCACGCCCUUGGGCCGUGGCCGGGCGCCCUCUCUCCCUUCCGCUUCCGACGCGCGCCGCGUACCAGCCGGUGUAUGUGCGGCAAUAACAUGUCGGCCCCGCUGCCCGCCGUCGUGCCCGCCGCCAGGAAGGCCACAGCUGCGGUGAUUUUUCUUCAUGGACUGGGAGAUACAGGACAUGGAUGGGCAGAAGCCUUUGCAGGUAUCCGAAGUUCACAUAUCAAAUAUAUCUGCCCGCAUGCACCAGUUAUGCCUGUAACAUUAAAUAUGAACAUGGCCAUGCCUUCUUGGUUUGAUAUAAUUGGGCUUUCGCCGGAGUCACAAGAGGAUGAACCUGGAAUUAAACAGGCGGCAGAAAAUUUGAAAGCAUUGAUAGAUCAAGAAGUGAAGAAUGGCAUUCCUUCUGACAGAAUUAUUGUAGGAGGAUUUUCUCAGGGAGGAGCUUUAUCUUUGUACACUGCUCUUACCACACAGCAGAAACUGGCAGGGGUCACCGCACUCAGUUGCUGGCUUCCUCUGCGUUCUUCUUUUACACAGGGUCCUAUCAGUGGUAUUAAUAGAGAUAUUUCUGUUCUCCAGUGCCAUGGAGAUUGUGACCCAUUAGUUCCCCUAAUGUUUGGCGCUCUUACUGUCGAAAAACUAAAAACAUUGGUAAAUCCAGCCAAUGUAACCUUCAAAACCUAUGAAGGCAUGAUGCAUAGUUCAUGUCACCAGGAAAUGAUGGAUAUCAAGCAAUUCAUUGAUAAACUUCUACCUCCAGUUGAUUGACUUCACUAAGAGGCCUUGUAUAGAAGUACACCAGCAUCAUUGUAGUAGAAUAUAAACCCUUUCCUGUGCCCAAUCUUGAAACUUCUAAUGUUUGCAGUGUUAAAGUUUUGCAAAUGCACACCAAUGACACAGACUAAAUAUCUCCUCAUGGGAAAUUUAUGAUCCUUUAAGUUUCUGUACUUGUAUUUGUAUAUGAUCCAGAAUAUACUAGUAUUAAAAUAGAUGAAUCAGCUAGUUUCUUUUCCCAAAUGUAAUUCAGCAAAAUAAUAAAAUACUGUAACCAAAUUUUUAUUAUAUCAUUUGAAAAUUAUUAGUAUGCUUAGUGAAAACUUGUCCAAGUAUAAAUGAGCAGUUAUGAUAUAAACAAUUUAUCCAUGCUGUGACUUAGGCUGUGGACUUACUCCAAAAUUACUUAGUCACCAUGUAGUAUCUGUAUUUUUAUAUAUGUAUUCAAAUAUUCGUAAUUAUUACAAUAUAUAAGGAUGAGGUGGUGUUAAAUUAUUCAAUGAGGUGGUAUUCCAUUAUUCCUAAUAAUAGGGAUAAUGAUUCUAAGUCAGUAAGGAGUAAUGUUUUCUUUUCAGAUAGUGGCCCUUUUAUUUUGGGGACCAGACUUUUCUUUCCCCACUUAGCAUUUCUAUUUUAAAUUUUUUCCUCUC
Molecule: messenger RNA, 1433 nt
Organism: Talpa occidentalis (Iberian mole)
Lineage: Eukaryota; Metazoa; Chordata; Mammalia; Eulipotyphla; Talpidae
Gene: LYPLA1
Product: lysophospholipase 1
Exons: 9
Coding region: 85-777 (230 amino acids)
Biological process (GO): protein depalmitoylation
Cellular component (GO): cytoplasm
Molecular function (GO): carboxylic ester hydrolase activity; palmitoyl-(protein) hydrolase activity
Source: RefSeq, a predicted model, not a curated record